Molecule: messenger RNA, 1059 nt
Organism: Chenopodium quinoa (quinoa)
Lineage: Eukaryota; Viridiplantae; Streptophyta; Magnoliopsida; Caryophyllales; Amaranthaceae
Product: pentatricopeptide repeat-containing protein At3g13160, mitochondrial-like
Exons: 2
Coding region: 1-1059 (352 amino acids)
Cellular component (GO): chloroplast
Molecular function (GO): protein binding
Source: RefSeq, a predicted model, not a curated record
AUGUCUUCAAUCUCUCUCCUCCUUCGCCGAGCAUUUUCUUCAUCUUCGGCCAUAUCUUCUGUAACCAAAAUUUCUAAGGUCGUUUACAAAGAAGCUGAUGUCAAAAAGGUUGCAGAAGCCUUCAAAAAACACACCCAGAAUUCCAGUUUUCGUAAAAAAACCAACUUUUAUGAACACACUGUUCAACGAUUAGCCAAUACCAAGAGCUUCAGUUUGAUCGAAGAGAUACUUGAAGAUCAAAAGCAGUACAAAGAUAUUACUGAUGAAGGGUUUACUGUUCGUUUAAUUACUUUAUAUGGGAAAUCAGGCAUGUUUGAUCAUGCCCAUAAACUGUUCGACGAAAUGCCUGAACUAAGUUGUAAAAGAACUGUGUUAUCCUACAAUGCCCUCUUGGGGGCUUGUGUUAAUUCGAAGAAAUUUGAUAAGGUUGAUGGGUUUUUCCGUGAAUUACCUGGGAAGUUGUCAAUUAAGCCUGAUGUUGUGUCUUAUAAUACUGUGAUCAAGGCUUUUUGUGAGAUGGGUUCUUUGGAUUCCGCUCUUUUGUUGCUCGAUGAAAUGGAAAAAGAGGGAUUAAGGCCUGAUUUGAUCACUUUUAAUAUCUUGCUUGAUGCAGUCUACAGGAAAUUAAGGUUCUUGGAGGGUGAGAAACUGUGGAGUAUGAUGGAUAAGUAUAAUGUAGUUCCUGAUAUCAUAAGUUAUAAUUCGAGAUUACGAGGAUUGGUGUUAGAAGAAAAGAUGCAGGAUGCAGUGGACUUUGUUCAGGAAAUGUUGUCCAAGGGUUUGAAGCUUGAUGUUUACACUUAUAAUAUUUUGUUCAGUGGCUUCUGCAAGGAUGGGAAAUAUGCUUGUCGUAACAAAGAUUUCCGCUUUGGUUCUCGGUUGUGUAGAUUAUUGUAUUAUCGUCGUUGUCGAUUGAAUGAGAGAGGCUUGAUUCAGAAGGUUAUUGAUGGGUUAGUGAGGCAGUCCAACAUCAGUGAAGCAGAGAUAUUGGUGAAACUUGGAAAGGAUAGUAGAUAUUCUUGUUAUAACAGCCUUAAAAUGCCUAAGUUUGAUACUUAA